CGCCCUACCUAGGCACCCACCCACCCACCGACCCACCGCCGAGAGUAGAAAUUCUACUAGUUCCAGCAUACUACAAGACACAAAGCACAAAAGCGCAAAAUGGCCGAACAGCGACACGGGCCGCUGUCUGUGAUCCAUGCGGGCCUCAUGCGCACGGGUACACUGUCAAUGAAGCGCGCCUACGAGAUGCUCGGCCUGCGCGCGCAUCACGGCUUCGAGAUGGACUCGUGGGAUGACUACCCGGGGCUGGAGCUGGCGGCCGAGGCUACGUGGCCGAGCGUGCCCGGCGCGCGGAAGCCCGUGCCCCCGCCCUUCACCAGCGCCGACUGGGACCGGCUGUUCCCCAACUACGACGUCGUCACCGACCUGGCCUCGCUCUUCGCCGAGCAGAUGAUCCGCGCGUAUCCCGAGGCCAAGGUGGUGGUGGUGCAGCGGGACUUCGACGCCUGGUGGGCCAGCUUCGCGAGCGCCGUCCUGUCCAAGGACAUCCCGGGCAACCCGCUCGCCCUGGCGCUGGUCCACGCCCUCUAUCGGGCGGCCGGGACGCGCGUGUUCGACGCCGUCUCAAAGAUGGUCAACGGCGCCUUUGGCACGCAGUCGUACCGCGACAUCACCACCGAGAAGGCGAGGGCCUUCUACGACGCAUACUACGGCCGCAUCCGCCAGAUGGUGCCCGCGGAGCGGAGGCUCGAGUACAGCUUAAGCCAGGGCUGGGAGCCGCUGUGCCGCUUCCUCGACAAGCCCAUCCCAGAUGCGCCAUUCCCCCGCGUCAACGACAGUGGCGAGAUGCAGCACCGGAAGAUGGGUGAAUUCGGGAGGAUCCUGUCCCAGGCCGGGCGCAACAUGCUGCCUUACCUUCUCGGAGGGGCCGGCGCUGCGCUUUCCGUCUGGCUGUAUAGCGUCUCCAAGUAGCCGAGGGGGGCGAGUGGAGAGGGGACGCACCGAUAGACUCUCUUGAAGGAGAAACAAGAUAUUUAUAUAUCGACUAUUAUUGCUACUCUUCAGAAGCUUGUUGUACUAAGAUUUGCGUGCCAGUUAGGUAGUUGCACAUCUGAAUUGGGAAGACAGGAGGUAAACUACCACCAAGUGUCCGGACACUUGUGUGCAUAUUUAAUCCCCACAAAUCUCGAACCGCCGUUUCCGUUUAAUACUAUAAUUCUCGGCCAUCAUCUU
Hyaloscypha bicolor E is the source of this 1173-nucleotide messenger RNA. RefSeq lists its product as uncharacterized. Bases 100 to 912 code for a protein of 270 amino acids. The transcript has a single exon. The record is from RefSeq and is a predicted model, not a curated record. NCBI's taxonomy places the organism in Eukaryota, Fungi, Ascomycota, Leotiomycetes, Helotiales, Hyaloscyphaceae.